Messenger RNA from Oreochromis niloticus (Nile tilapia), 4745 nucleotides. Its product is annotated as polypyrimidine tract-binding protein 2. The transcript has 12 exons. Lineage: Eukaryota; Metazoa; Chordata; Actinopteri; Cichliformes; Cichlidae. Gene Ontology annotation, cellular component: nucleus. The coding region runs from base 140 to 1294 and encodes 384 amino acids. Gene Ontology annotation, molecular function: RNA binding. Gene Ontology annotation, biological process: mRNA processing. The record is from RefSeq and is a predicted model, not a curated record.
UUCUCGGGUGUUUGCGUCACCGACUCGGGCCACACCGCCUCCAUUUUGCUUUCACUUGCAUGGCAGCCUGUGUGCGGUGUCGGCAUAAACGGAAGACAAACAGGAGCAAACACGGAGGGGCUGAGAAAUUGUUACCGAAAUGGACGGGAUCAGUGAUGUUGCAGUUGGUGUGAAGAGAGGAUCGGAUGAGCUGAGUAUGUACAACAAUUCCAACUCUGGCAUGAGCAGUAACAGCGAUGGGGCUCCCAAUGGCGGUGAUAGUAAGAAGCUAAGGGUGGAGGAGGCCCCGCCGUCUCGUGUGAUCCACAUUAGGAAGCUGCCAAACGAGGCCUCAGAGGCUGAGGUCAUUGCCCUCGGCCUCCCCUUUGGCAAAGUAACCAAUAUUCUCACACUGAAGGGAAAGAACCAGGCGUUCUUGGAGAUGGGGACAGAGGAGGCAGCUGUCACUAUGGUUAACUACUACUCCAAAGUAACUCCCCUUAUCCGUAACAUCCAAGUGUUUAUUCAGUACUCCAAUCACAAAGAACUCAAAACUGAUGCUGCUAAUCAGCGGACCCAGGCCGUGCUGCAGGCAGUGUCAGCAGCCCAGUCACCAGGCUCCGAGGUACAGGAGGUCCUGGCUGCAGUUUCCAGUCCUGUGCUGCGCAUCAUUAUUGAUAACAUGUUCUACCCUGUAACGCUGGACGUAUUGCAACAGAUUUUCUCCAAGUUUGGCACAGUCAUGAAGAUAAUCACGUUCACCAAGAACAAUCAGUUCCAAGCUCUUCUGCAGUUCAGCGAUCCUGUCAGUGCACAGCAGGCCAAACUGGCACUGGAUGGCCAGAACAUCUACAAUUCCUGUUGCACACUCCGUAUUGACUUCUCCAAGCUGGUCAACCUGAAUGUGAAGUACAACAAUGAUAAGAGUCGCGACUACACGCGACCUGAACUGCCAGCUGGUGAUGGCCAGCCCAGUUUUGACCCCACAGUUGCCGUUGCCUUCAGCAAAGACUCCAGUUCUCUCCUCGGUAAGAUCCCAGGAGCCCUGAACCCUCUGAGUGCGGCGGCAGCUGCUGCUGCUGCAGCGGGGAGGGUGGCCCUCACUGGGCAGACAGGAUCCAGUGGGGUCCUGCUGGUUAGCAACCUCAAUGAGGAGAUGGUUACGCCCCAAAGUCUGUUUACCCUCUUCGGAGUGUAUGGUGAUGUCCAGAGGGUGAAAAUUCUUUACAACAAGAAGGACAGUGCUCUCAUACAGAUGUCCGAAUCCAAUCAGGCCCAGCUAGUUCCUUUAAUACCAUCCAGCCAAUUCAAGUGAGAAGCUGCUCGGGAUGGGUAUCACCACUUCUACGGUCUCCUGGAUUGCUGACUACCUCUUUUACCUUGUACAUGUCAGAUUUCCAGUACCACAGUGAAAUAUGCCACCUGCAGAAGUUUUCUGAUGACACGGCAGUGGUUGGGUGUAUUACGGUUGGGCAGGAGUGGUGAGGAACUAUGUGGAUUAGGCUGGAAGAAGAGCAAGAAUCCUUUAUUGUCAAUACAUGUUCACACAUAACGAAGUUUUGUUUUGGUAACUCGGCACACAUCAGACACAAGUUUUUUUUGUUUUUUUUUAUUGAUUUAUUUUUAAUACCUGUUUACUGAAACAUAUUCCAAUUAUAGUUAUAUAACAGAUAUGGACAAUGUGUAGACUCUCAGCUUUUAUUUGAGGGUAUCCACAUUCAAAUUGGGUGAAGGGUUUAGGAGUUUUUGCUCCUUAACAUGUGCCAAAAGUAAUUAGCUAAUUGACUCAAAGACGAUUUCAUGGCCUGGUGUGGGCAGUUCCUUCAUGAUGUCAUUAUCAGUUUAGCAAAUAAAAGGACUGGAGUUGGUUUGAGGUGCACUAUAGAACAGUUGAAUGGACACUAUCUGUAUGUGCAUGUGUGCAGAAAGUCACAGAUAGAAUUUAGAUGUAUUUCACAGGUCUGGGAAAGAAGCUGUCUCUCAGUCUGGUGGCGCGUGUUUGCAUGUUUCUAUACCGCUUACCAGAUGGAUGCAGUUUAAACAGUCCAUUGCCAGGGUGGGUGGGGUCUGCAGUGAUACGUCAGUGCCAGAGAUGGCAGCAGGAUCAAUAAAGUAAUCCGCAAGGCUGGAAGUAUCAUAAAUCAGAACUUGGAGGCAUUUGAGUCAUUGAGGGACAGGACUGCUCUCCACCAUGGACAACCCAUCACACCUUCUCCACUCCACACUUCUGAGGCAGAUUUAUAGUCUACAUAUUAUUCAUUAAUGCAAUUUACACUUCUCUCUUACACAGUGCCAGUCUUACGUUUACUGUUUUAACCAUUUAUACUUUUCCUUGUUUUUUUGUCACUGUUGUAAAUGGUGCAGGAAUUUUUAUAUCUCAUAAUAAAAGGACCUUAUUGGACACCUGUGACACUCUUUUUUUUUUUUUUUUUAACUGUUGUUUAUUAUUGUGUAUUGUAGACUCUACUAUUUUUACUUUAUCAUGCUGCUGUAACACAAACAUUUCCCUUAUGGGCUCAAUAAAGUAUCCAUCUAUUUAUUUAACAUAACAAAAUGCUCUUAGUGCUGUGUUUGAGAUCGAAUGCAUUCCCCGCUCGCCCCUGUGGGCAGUCUUUAUCCUCCAAGCUCGGGUCCUCUACCAGAGGCCUGGGAGCUUGAUGAUCCUGCACAGUAUCUUAGCUGUUCCCAGGACUGCGCUCUUCUGGACAGAGAUCUCGGAUGUUGUUCCCGGGAUCUGCUGGAGCCACUCGGCUAGCUUGGGAGUCACUGCACAGAGUGCUUCGAUUCACUGGAACCACUGUUACCUUCACCCUCCACAUCUUCUCACGCUCUUCUUUGAGCUCUUGGUAGUUUUCCAGCUUGGUUAGCCACCACCAUUUUGUCUGUCUGUAUCUGGAAGUCCCACAGGAUCUUAGCUCGGUCAUUCUCCACCACCAUUCUCCAACACUGAGGUCCUAGUUGAUUUGCCAUGAAUGUGGAUGCUGGGUAUCGACAAUUCCAUAGUUCCGUCAUCCUAUUCAUGUAACCCCUUCCGCUGGGGUUACUUGCGUAGUAGCAUUCCAACAGCUACUGUCUCUUACCCACCGAUGCCGUCUUGUUCCAGUAGUACUUCCCAUCAGGGUGCCCUGGUUCCUCAACACCUGAUGUGGACCUUUUAAUCCGAGUAACGUCCGAGCCAGUAUGGCUUUAUAUUUAUCUCUCUCGCUCAUCCCCCACAUUCAGACACUCGUAUAUUAUAUAUGCCAGACGUGUCGCUAUAAAAUAGUCACUAAAUAAAUACAAAAUGAAAUACAUAAUAAUAAUAAUAAUAAUAAUAAUAAAACUGUGUGAGAAUGAUAGAUAUAUUAAAACCUUAAACUAAAACCCUACCAAGACUGUUGAUUGAGAUAUGUAAUGUACAUAUCUCGAAGAGCAUCUCUUUCGUUGUGGCUACGAUUAGCACCAGAUUGUUCUCGCUACACCAGCCCACAAGGUGUUCAACUUCUCUCCUGUACAGUGAUUCAUCCGCAAAUCAUCCGCAAACAUAAUAAUUAGGUUCCCCUCAUAUCUGGAUGCACAGUCGUGUGUUAUCAGUGCAUACAACAGUAGGUUGAGGACACAGUGGGGUUUGGAGAUGUUUUUCCCAACACGGACAGACUGAGGUCUGCAAGUCAGAAAGUCCAGGAUCCACAGACAUAAAUGUUUGUGUUCAGGACAAGUAAGAGGAGUUUCUCAGUUUCUUUGAAGUAAUGGUGUUAAACGCUGAGCUAAAAUCAAUGUACAGGACUCUAGCAUAGGUGUCUUUGCAGUCCAGAUGGGUGAUAACAGAAUGCAAGGUGGAUAUUGCAUCCUUUGUGGAGCAGUUGGAAUGAUAAGCAAACUAGAGCGAAUGUUGCAGGAAGCCUGGCUAUGAUGUGUAGUUUGAUAAACUGUUCAAAACACUUCAUCACAAUUGGUGUCAAUGCAAUGGGAUGGUAGUCAUUUAGACAGCAUAUGGGUUUCUUUCUGGAUGUUUCGUCUGUAGCUCAUUCAUGGCGUCGUGUACCCCUUCAAGUGACUCAUUAGCAGUGGCCUCGGUAUUAGCGCUGGGCGUUAUGUAAACAGCAACUGCGAUAACAAUGGUAGAUUCUCUCAGCAGGUAGAAUGGCUGGCAUUUCACAAUGAGAAACUCUGCCACAUUAGUCACACAACACUGCACUCAGCUGGCAUUAACGCAUGAUUUUUAAUAUAAAUUAAUAUAGAUGCACAGACCUCCGCCUCGACACUUGCCGGAGCUAGCUGCGUCUCUUUCCACUCGGAACAAUGUCAUUCCCUCCAGGUGUAUGGCUGUCCGGUAUGUUAUCCUGGAGCCAUGUUUCCGUGAAGGCAGUCUCUCCACUCCCUGUGGGCUUCUCUCAGCAGACGUAGCUUGUCCAGUUUGUUGUCGAGGGAGCGGACAUUGGAUAAUAUGGGUGAUGGAGGUUAGCAUUUAGCUUACCGACUUAAUAUGUUCAAGUCACAAUCAAGCAUUGUAGUUCCAACAACGUACUUUGCCCUGAUUUUUAGUAAGGUCUCUUGGCCGUAAGUUUUACAGCCAGAAUGUUGGAUUUGCAAACACACACAACUUCCACUCUCACUUGUCCCUAGACGAGCCGCUGCAUCCACGCGCACUGCCAUCUUACAUUACAUCUGAGUGGAUGUGUUGAAAGAUUUCACUGUGUGUGAAAAUGGCAUAGGAAUGUAAAAACUUUGGGAUCUGUUGAUACAUAGCAUUCAUCCUUCUGAUAUUUCUUUUACCCCCACAAAAG